AUGUCUCUACCAGCUACUUUUGACUUGACCCCAGAAGAUGCCCAACUUUUGUUGGCUGCUAACACCCACUUAGGUGCCAGAAACGUUCAAGUUCACCAAGAACCAUACGUUUUCGAUGCCAGACCAGAUGGUGUCCACGUUAUCAACGUUGGUAAGACUUGGGAAAAAUUGGUCUUGGCUGCUAGAAUCAUCGCUGCCAUUCCAAACCCAGAAGAUGUUGUUGCCAUUUCCUCUAGAACUUACGGUCAAAGAGCUGUCUUGAAGUUCGCUGCUCACACUGGUGCCACCGCCAUUGCUGGUAGAUUCACACCAGGUUCUUUCACCAAUUAUAUCACCCGUUCUUUCAAGGAACCAAGAUUAGUCAUUGUCACUGACCCAAGAUCAGAUGCUCAAGCUAUCAAGGAAGCUUCUUACGUUAACAUCCCAGUCAUUGCUUUGACCGAUUUGGAUUCCCCAUCUGAAUACGUUGAUGUUGCUAUUCCAUGUAACAACAGAGGUAGACAUUCUAUUGGUUUAAUCUGGUACUUAUUGUCCAGAGAAGUUUUGAGACUAAGAGGUGCUCUUGCUGACAGAACUCAACCAUGGUCUAUUAUGCCAGAUUUAUACUUCUACAGAAACCCAGAAGAAGUUGAACAAACUACUGAAGAAACUGAAGAAGAAGCUGGUGAAGAAACUGUUAAGGAAGAAGCCACUGAAGAAGAAAAUGCUGCUUCCGAAUGGGCUGAAGAAGGUACUGAAGCCGAUGCCGUCGCCUGGUAA
Molecule: messenger RNA, 759 nt
Organism: Naumovozyma castellii
Lineage: Eukaryota; Fungi; Ascomycota; Saccharomycetes; Saccharomycetales; Saccharomycetaceae
Gene: RPS0A
Product: 40S ribosomal protein uS2
Exons: 2
Coding region: 1-759 (252 amino acids)
Source: RefSeq, a predicted model, not a curated record